Messenger RNA from Trichosporon asahii var. asahii CBS 2479, 264 nucleotides. RefSeq lists its product as uncharacterized. The coding region runs from base 1 to 264 and encodes 87 amino acids. Lineage: Eukaryota; Fungi; Basidiomycota; Tremellomycetes; Trichosporonales; Trichosporonaceae. The record is from RefSeq and is a predicted model, not a curated record. The transcript is spliced from 2 exons.
AUGUCGUACAACAACAUCGGACUCUCGACCGCGAGGGGGAGUGGCACGAAUGGCUUCAUCCAGCGCAACUCGGCGUCGCUGGCUGUGCGCUCUGGACCCCCCGGCGGAUUCGGAGGCCAGCAGAGCUACGAGGAUUACCUCAACGAGAUUGCCAAGCCACCCAUCCACCGGAAUCCUGACGCGGGCAUUCUCGAGCACGAGCGCAAGCGCCAGGUCGAGAUCAAGUGUCUGGAGCUCCGGGAUCAGCUUGAGGAUGAGGGGUGA